UGUGUGUGUGUGUGUGUGUGUGUGUGUGUGUGUGCCGCGCGUGUGUUGUAGCUCUGUCAAUCCUUGGAUUAGAACCAAUGAUUGCAGCUUGUAGGAGGGCUGUCCAGGGCCAGAUUGUACAAUGUGUCUCAGUGCCAGAGUAUGAGUGGAGAUAAUUACUGAGAAGUCACACUCUCACACCCUCGGCUUUCUUGUGGUGUCCUUCAGCAAAACAGUGGAUUUAAACCUCCUUCCCUGAGCUGGAGGGCAACGCAAUCUGUCAGGAGAGAAAGAAAGGAAAAACCGACCCUGACAAAAAAGAAGAAAAAGAAAAAAAAUCAUGAAAACCACCCAGGCAAAAAUGCACAAUUCUAUCUCUUGGGCAAUCUUCGCGGGGCUGGCUGCUCUGUUCCUCUUUCAAGGAGUGCCGGUGCGCAGCGGAGAUGCCACCUUCCCCAAAGCUAUGGACAACGUGACGGUCCGGCAAGGGGAGAGCGCCACCCUCAGGUGCACAAUUGACAACCGAGUCACCCGGGUGGCCUGGCUAAACCGCAGCACAAUUCUCUAUGCUGGGAAUGACAAGUGGUGUCUGGACCCCCGUGUGGUCCUGCUGAGCAACACCCAGACCCAGUACAGCAUCGAGAUCCAGAAUGUGGAUGUGUAUGACGAGGGCCCCUACACCUGCUCUGUGCAGACAGACAACCACCCGAAGACCUCGCGGGUCCACCUCAUCGUACAAGUAUCUCCCAAAAUUGUAGAGAUUUCUUCAGAUAUCUCCAUUAAUGAAGGGAACAAUAUCAGCCUCACCUGCAUAGCAACAGGUAGACCAGAGCCUACGGUUACCUGGAGACACAUCUCCCCCAAAGCGGUUGGCUUUGUGAGUGAGGAUGAAUACUUGGAAAUCCAGGGCAUCACUCGGGAGCAGUCGGGAGACUACGAGUGCAGUGCCUCCAAUGACGUGUCUGCACCUGUGGUUCGGAGAGUGAAGGUCACUGUGAACUAUCCACCAUACAUUUCAGAAGCUAAGGGCACAGGUGUCCCUGUGGGACAAAAAGGGACACUGCAGUGUGAAGCCUCAGCAGUCCCCUCAGCAGAAUUCCAGUGGUACAAGGACGACAAAAGACUGAUUGAAGGAAAGAAGGGGGUCAAAGUGGAAAACAGACCAUUCCUCUCGAAACUCAUCUUCUACAAUGUCUCUGAGCAUGACUACGGGAACUACACUUGUGUGGCCUCCAAUAAGUUGGGCUACACUAAUGCCAGCAUCACACUAUUUGAACUAAAUGAGCCUACAAGCUCAACUUUGUUCCAAGAAGUGAAAACUACAACCCUGCCCCCUUGGAAAGGCCCGGGCGCAGUCAGCGAGGUAAACAAUGGCACGUCGCGGAGGGCUGGCUGCAUCUGGCUGUUACCUCUUCUGGUCUUGCACUUACUCCUAAAAUUUUGAUGUGAGUGUCACUCCCCCCACUGGGGAAAAGCUGCUGCCACUGCAACCACCAACACAACAACACCGACAACACCGACAGCAACAAGCGCAUCCCCGUUUUUAAAUAAGAUGUGAUCCAGUGAAAUUCAGAGAAACAAAGCCUAAAGGGACAUAAAUUUGAGGGAGGGGAACAAAGAAUACUUUGGGAAACAAAGUUAAAAAGGAAAUUGAAAAUUGCCUUGCAGAUGCUUAGGUACCACUGAGUUUCUUUCUUUCCCCACAUGGGAAGAAUACACUCCCAGCUUUGGACCCACCCACAAGCUGCAUUCUGUGACCUCCUUGUUGCCAGGGUGGGUGAGGGCUCUGCCACUCUGCUCUCUCAAGUGCCCCCACCACGGAAAAUUCUGGAGCCUAUCAUCCCAAAUUCAGCCAGUCAGAAGAGAUUAACAGAUCAUAUGUGCAGGCCCAAACGUGCCACAGGAGGCCCUUUCCUGGACUGUGCCGUCAUUGUGUGUGUUAUGAAAUGCAAAAUUUUAAAAACACAAAGAAAAGGAAAUAAAACAAGACAGCCUGACAGCAACAACAAUCCCACAAGCAACAAUUCUAAAAGAUAUUGUUAAACUUUUUUUUUCAUUUUACUACAUGGAUGUCAUGGAUAAUAAGGGAUUCUGAUUCAUUAUUAAUUUUAUUAAUUAUAUUUUCUGAUAUGAGUCUAGAACUUAGUGCAAAAACAAGACAAAACUAAAAAACACAAAAGAAAGGGGUGAAGAGAAGUAUGUGUGUUAAACAUUAAACAUGAAUAGUGUACUUCUUAUCUAGGUUUACAACUGGUGGACCACAACACCGGGCAUUAACCCCCGGGGGAAUUGGGCAUAUCCACCAAAAAAUAUAUAUGAUUUAACCAACAUCUCCACCAGCUCUACAGAUUCCUCCUUACUCUGGCAUUUAAUGCAGACAGUACUAUGCUAUCUACAUACUGUUUAGAAAUGGAAAGAGUGAUCCACACUGUAUCUUGAGUUUGUUGGCUAUGCUUCUUUUGAUGACAUAUAUUAUACAGUAUAUAUAUGCAUAUAUUUUUUUUUGUUAGAAUUCUAGCCAUUUUAUUUCUCAGCAGGGUCCUUUCUCAGACAUUACUGCAUGCUGUAUAUGGCGUUAGCUGUGUGUUGGUCUUCUAAAAGAUGAUAGAGUUUACUGGUAAUUGUGUAAUCAGCUCCUGCCUUUUUAUUUUCUUGGGUUAUUUACAUGUCAGAGACAUUUCUAAAAAGUGGGGGGGAAAAAAGAAAAAAGCUAAUACAAGGCACAGCAUCUCUUUCCAGAUGUGGCUCUUGGAGGCAAAGGCCACCAUAAUUGGCAGCUCCUCCAUCAUGCCUUAGGCAUUAACAAGCACUAAGAAACUGAACAAAUAAGCAAUCAGUAACCACUUGCUUUAGCCCAUUAUGGGAAUCUCUGCUGCCUUUGUGACCACUGGAGAAUUUAAUCCUCUUGAUUUAUUUUAUUUAAUUUUCCAUCUUUGUGUGCGUGUGUAUGGAAGAGAAGACCAUGCAGUUUUUAGGUAACCGUUUCUUCCUCCCCAGAAGUCUGCGAAACAGACAGGCUCCUGGAUGUGAUGAGGGAAAGUGGGAUUGGGGGAGAUGGGAGGGAGGGGUUGUCUCUGACUUGACAUUAAAAAGUGUUCCAUGUCCCUCUUCA
Molecule: messenger RNA, 3091 nt
Organism: Trichechus manatus latirostris (Florida manatee)
Lineage: Eukaryota; Metazoa; Chordata; Mammalia; Sirenia; Trichechidae
Product: neurotrimin
Exons: 10
Coding region: 320-1423 (367 amino acids)
Source: RefSeq, a predicted model, not a curated record